This is a messenger RNA of Truncatella angustata, 300 nucleotides long. RefSeq lists its product as uncharacterized. The transcript has 3 exons. NCBI's taxonomy places the organism in Eukaryota, Fungi, Ascomycota, Sordariomycetes, Amphisphaeriales, Sporocadaceae. The coding region runs from base 1 to 300 and encodes 99 amino acids. The record is from RefSeq and is a predicted model, not a curated record.
AUGGCCACUGUCUCCAGCAACCCUCUCAAGAACGACGCUGCCUUCAACAGCGACUCCGACUCGGAUGGACAGGCUCGUGGAGGACGUCGGCAAUUGGCUCCUAUGGGCCCUCCUCAGCAACAACAGCAACCAGGCAUGCCUCAGCUUCCUUCUACGACUGGCCAGCUACUCAGGGGCGCCACCGAUGACGAAGGAAGAAACACCAAGGCUGCACUACUCGUUGGUAUCAAGCUGGACCUCGAAGCUGAGAUACACUUGACCGCACGAGUUCGCGGAGACAUCUGCAUCGGCUUGUAUUAA